Fusarium verticillioides 7600 is the source of this 3208-nucleotide messenger RNA. Its product is annotated as cell division cycle 14. Gene Ontology annotation, biological process: regulation of exit from mitosis; protein dephosphorylation; microtubule cytoskeleton organization. Gene Ontology annotation, cellular component: nucleolus; spindle pole; mitotic spindle pole body. Lineage: Eukaryota; Fungi; Ascomycota; Sordariomycetes; Hypocreales; Nectriaceae. The record is from RefSeq and is a predicted model, not a curated record. Gene Ontology annotation, molecular function: protein serine/threonine phosphatase activity; protein tyrosine/serine/threonine phosphatase activity. The transcript is spliced from 3 exons. The coding region runs from base 463 to 2358 and encodes 631 amino acids.
GUCCAAUCUUACAUCAACAUCGUCAACCAAGAACUUCAAUUCUUUUCCCUUCCCCGACUUUGCCUUCUGGCUUUUGGUGCUUUCUCCUGUCCGCGCUGGAGCUGGACUUGAAGACCCCCCUUCUUUAACCUCACCUGUUAACGCCAGCCUCCUACCUACCUUGCCUUUUUAGCUCACUUAACGCUGCAGCUUCCCGUUUAACUGUCAAAGGCAAUUCGUCCCCGGUCACCGCCUGCUCUGAUCAUUUGUCGCUCGUCGCAUUGAAACAUCGCCGCUGCUUCAAUUCAUUGACUGUGUAUAUCUUGCUUGAACCUGACAUCUUCCGACUGCAUUUGAAGGCUCCUGCUCUUUUUUUUUUCUUUUUGGGUCCAGCAACAGCUUCUGGACGGUCCCACUGCCAGCCUCCCUGAAGCCUGGAACCUGAAGCGCAAGUCAACAUCAACAACACCCAAUAAUAACAACAUGGCUCCUUCUACCAGGCAAUCGCAAAAUAUGGCGCAGAUAGUCGAGUACAUACCAGACCGGCUUUACCUUGCCUCCUACAUCCAUCCUCCUACUCCAGACACGCCGUUCCCUUACCCCGAGGAGCCUCAGCCAGCUUCUCCUAAGAAGCGAAGCCAACGAGCUGCUGCCGGUGCGACCCCGCUCGCCGCCAAGUCGAACCGACCACAGCCAUGCUAUUUCACUGUCGACGAUACUCUUCUGUACAACGCUUUCCACCAUGAUUUUGGCCCUCUGCACAUCGGCCACCUCUACCGAUUCGCCAUCCAAUUCCAUGAUAUCCUAGGCGCAAAGCAAAACAAGGACCGCCCCAUUGUUUUCUGGAGCGCUGCUGACCCUAGAAGUCGUGCGAACGCCGCUUGCAUGCUCGCAUGCUACAUGGUCCUCAUACAGAACUGGCCUCCCCAUCUGGCCCUUGCCCCGAUUGCGCAGGUCGAUCCUCCUCUGAUGCCAUUCCGAGAUGCGGGUUACAGCCAAGCCGACUAUGGCAUUAGCGUUCAAGAUGUUGUCUAUGGUGUGUGGAAGGCCAAGGAGGAAAAGUGCUGCGAUCUAGACAACUUCGAUCUUGACGAAUAUGAGCGUUUCGAGAGAGUCGAACAUGGUGAUUUCAACUGGAUCACUCCCCAUUUCUUGGCAUUUGCCUCUCCCCAGCACGCGCCGGUUCAGAAAAUCACAGAGGGUUCCGACCUGUACCCAUUGCUUCCACGGACGCUAGCCGCCGUGGAUGCCCAUCCCAAGUUGCCAAAGCCCUUCAAGAAUGUGCUGAAGCAUUUUUCCGAGAAGAACAUUGGCCUGGUGGUCCGCCUCAACUCCCAACUCUACUCCCCCUCGUACUUUGAGGCACUGGGUAUUCAACAUCUGGACAUGAUCUUUGACGAUGGCACAUGUCCCUCGCUCUCAACUGUCCGCAAGUUCAUCAGACUCGCCCACGAGACCAUCACUGUCCGUAAGCAGGGAAUCGCUGUUCAUUGCAAGGCUGGCCUCGGCCGCACAGGUUGUUUGAUUGGCGCCUACCUCAUUUACCGACACGGCUUCACUGCCAAUGAAGUGAUCUCAUUCAUGCGCUUCAUGCGACCCGGCAUGGUUGUUGGUCCUCAGCAGCACUGGCUCCAUUUGAACCAGGGCACAUUCCGCGAGUGGUGGGUUGAGGAGAGGAUUGAGCGCAGACUCAGGAGGGAGAUGGCUGCUGCCAACCCUAUUCCCAGCACCCCUAUUCGUGCCAUGCAAAAGACAACGCUUCGGAACGGCCAGGCCUCGACACCCCCCAACCGAAGCCCCUCAAACCGUACUCCGCUGAGUGAAGUCGACCACGACCGCAAUAAUAUUGGGGUCCAGGAAGACUAUUUGCCAGCUCCUACACCGGGCCAACCGCGAAAGACUGCCAGGGAUCGCCAUCACCCUUAUCAACGCUCAACUUCCAACGGGCUCGCUGUUGAAGAGCAGCGCACUAUUGAGCAAGAAGCCGAGUACAUUGCGACGCACAGCCAGGCUCACGGCGGAGAGUCUGAUGAGGAGUUGCAUUUGCGCUUGCGACGCCAUCGUAAGGCGACCUCCCAAUCACCGGCUCGCAGUGAGAAGACUCGCUCGGUUAGCCAGACGACGGCUAUCUACACCAUUGAUAACGAUGCGUCACACGAUGCUGAGAACAUUGGCUCUGUGCGGACGAAGCACGCUGAACGAGUUGCUAGUACCCCUGGCGUCCUGACAAAGGUCCGCGGCAGCAAGCGGCAGGGGGAGUCUCCCCUUCGGGCAAAGGAGUCUGCUGGCAUUCGGAAGACCAGCGGCAGAGUAGGCAGCGCCAAUCAUGGAGCGUCAGUGACGGCAGCUUCGACGGCCCGUAAAGUUUCUGGAGCUUAGAAAGCACCAGCACAACGAGUCCAGCCGCUUCAGCGUUCUAACGCGAAGCGUAACAGACAAUUGUACGAUUCCACGUUACGAUCAUGAUUCACGUACGUCACGGGCAAUGUUAACGUCUCUCAUGCAUUGGCGUUUCUGGCUCAUAAGAAGAGGACGAGCGGUUUAUGUUUGAAUGUUAAUGAUUCGUCUCUCAUGCAUAAUUGCUUACCCGAGAAGUGUUCGGCUUUCAGUUAAUGUCAUUUGAAACUUGCAAGAUAAUCCAGUUUCUGCAACCUAUAAGGAUCAUUACGGCUGCGACUUCGAUGGAGUUUGUCGCGGUCAAGGAGAAGGCAACUGGAGAGGCGUGAAUAAUGCAUACUAUCUCGGAUGAGGGAAAGACUGAAGGCAUAACGGAGUUAAAAUUUGCGAUGGCGUACAGGCAGGCAAGGUUGAAAUUAUUAUUGUGGAAUUAUUUGGUUUGGCAUUGCACCGGGUUUUGUUGUUUCUUGAUGAUAGUCAAAGAGGAGGCAACGAAGAAGAGACGGCAGCGGAUUUUUACGACGGUUAUAUAAGUUUUCCAAGAGCUGAAUUACAUACAUCUCUUACACUGUUCAUUCUUUGUGGAUUUCUGUCUGACAACCAACCGUUUGAGCUUUUCACUUGGAUGAUCUAUCUACAUUGCUUCGCAUGCAGUUCGUCUCAAGUUUACCAUCAGGUCCGGAUGGCUUCGAGAGCUGUGACAACAUCUUCUAUCACCUUGCCGGCCUCAGCACUCGUCAUCUCUUCACUCACGGCCAAACACUUGUCCACGACAUCACGAUAUCGACUACCGACCUUGCUACCCAGACCGGGAACGAGAACUGCACGCAGG